Messenger RNA from Malurus melanocephalus (red-backed fairy wren), 2645 nucleotides. It is a transcript of the gene ZNF770, whose product is annotated as zinc finger protein 770. The transcript is spliced from 2 exons. Bases 239 to 2431 code for a protein of 730 amino acids. Gene Ontology annotation, biological process: regulation of transcription by RNA polymerase II. Gene Ontology annotation, molecular function: DNA-binding transcription factor activity; RNA polymerase II cis-regulatory region sequence-specific DNA binding. NCBI's taxonomy places the organism in Eukaryota, Metazoa, Chordata, Aves, Passeriformes, Maluridae. The record is from RefSeq and is a predicted model, not a curated record.
UUCCCCUUGUCCCGGUGCCAUCCGGGGGGAAGAGUUUAGGCGGCAGCAAUCCCGGGAGAGAUGAAGAAGGUGGCGGUGCGGUAGCUGCUUCUCCAGGGACCUGUGGGAUUUAWGAAUAUCUCUCCUAAGAAAAUUUGCUGCUUCUACAGCUUUUCAUCUUAGUGUGCAAUUGAUGAUUUCAUUUGAAAUACCUAUUUGGAGAAAUUAAGAGUAGGCGAGGUGUAAUUGCCUUUUAAAAAUGUUAAAAGUUCAACAUUGUGUAGCAGCUGUCAAGAUUCCCAAGAAAAAGCCAUAUAUUUGUGACAUGUGCUAUAAACAAUUUGAAACUCCRUCAAAAUUAGCUAGGCAUUAUCUCAUACAUACUGGUCAAAAGCCAUUUGAAUGUCAUGUGUGCAAUAAAACCUUUAGGCAGCUAGUCCACCUGGAGAGGCAUCAGUUGACCCAUAAUCUGCCUUUUAAAUGUAUUGUUUGCUAUAGAAACUUCAAAAAUGUAAUUACUUUCUUAAAGCAUCAGCAGCUUCAUAAUGAAAAUUAUGAGAAUGAUACAAAGGAAGUGGAAAACUAUGUGAAUUCUGAGCAAGACAGGGUUGCUUGUAACAUAUUUUAUUGUUCUGUGUGCUGGAAACCUUUUACAACUGAAGAGAGGUGGAUGUUGCAUCAGUGUCUCAAGUCAGAUCAUCUACAUGGUGCCAGAAGGAGAAGGAAGAAAACUCACUCUUGUGAAUCAUGUAACAAGACAUUUCCAUCAAGAUCCAAGCUAGAAAGACACUUCCUUAUUCACACUGGCCAGAAGCCUUUUAAGUGUUCUUCAUGUGGCAAAUCUUUCAGGCAGUCAACACACUUGAAAAUUCAUCAGCUCACGCACACAGAAGAACGGCCUUUUCGGUGCUGUUUUUGUCAGAAGGGAUUUAAAAUACAGAGUAAACUCAUGAAGCAUAAACAGCUCCAUGCCAGAAAUAAGACUUUCCCCAAUAUUGUAUGCAAAGCAAAGGCUCUUAAAUAUCCUAGACCACACAACCUGUUGGAAGGAAAGAGGGAUAAUUUUGAGAAUGCUGACACACACAAGUCACAGGAGAAUGACCCACAAGAUGUGCAUUCAAUUUAUAUUGUACCCUUUCAGUGCCCAGCAUGUGAGCAGUGUUUUGAAACAGAGCAUGUUCUGAAUUUGCACAAAUGUUGUUAUUCAAGAGACAGCAGAAGUUCAAAUAAUGGUGCAAUAGCAGGCAGAUGUACAGUUAACAGGAAAAAGAAGACCAUGAUGAAAUUGAAGCAUAGUGAGGGAAAGGYACCAGAUUGUUCUCUGACGGACAAAAAAAUUAAAUCAGGUCACGUUAAAAGUCCUGACCUGGUUGCAGCUAGAGAUCAGCGUAGUGAUCAGCAUGUGUCCACUAAACCUUCCAAGGAUUGCCAGAGCAGGCGGAACAUACACAAGUCCGUCCGUAAUCGGAUGAAAAGGACAUUUGCUGUGCCAUUACCUUGGCAAGAGCACUUGCAACCUYCCGAUUUGGAUGGUAAUUUCAAAGGAGUGUGUACUGGUGAAAGCAUGUUAAACGUUGAUGAUUCACUGAGUAAUAAAGAUAAUGCUUUUUAUUGUUCAUCAAAUGAUAGUUUCUGUUAUAAUCCAGAAGUGCUUCACUGUGCUUUUCCAGCUUCUGCUAAAAAUAAACAUAACAGACACAAAGUGUGUAAAUGUGACAGAUGUGAAAAAAUGUUUCCGUCUUCAUCCAAACUUCAAAGACAUUAUCUUAUACACACGGGACAAAAGCCCUUUGGCUGUAAUGUUUGUGGGAAGACAUUUAGACAGUCAGCUCACUUAAAAAGACAUCAGCUUACCCAUACUGAAAAGAGACCCUGUAAAAGCCCCGUUUGCCAAGUAGMAUUUGAAAACCUGAACAAACUUUUCAAUCAUCAGGAAGAUCACAUUGAAUUUAAGUCUUCUCAGUCUGUGGRUUAUUCAGGUGAUCCUCAAACACCUUCACAGCCCUCUGGUUUUCCAGAAUGUGAGCUCAUUCAGUCAAACCAAGCAGCUGAAAUCAAAGUUGAAAUCGAGUCAGGGGAUUUUGUUCUUGACACCAGCAGCAGAAACCCACAGCUGUAUUUGUGCAGUAAAUUGCUGGAAUCAGAGCAAAGCUGUUACAGUUAUUGGCAUGAUUUUUCUGAAGGUACUGAAGAAAGUGAAGUUGUUAACAAAUUAUAUCAAUGCAGUGUCUGCUUUAAAACUUUUAAAUCUCCUUCUAAGCUUGAAAGACAUCACCUAAUGCAUGCUGGACAGAAACCAUUUGAAUGUUUAGUUUGUGGAAAAAAAUUCAGACAGGCCCCCCAUUUGAAAAGACAUCACUUUAUUCACUUUAAAGAGAGCUUAAAGCUUAGUUCCACUGAGGAACAAGCAGAGAAUGUAUUUGUUUUAUCUAAACCGGAUAAUGGACUAUGAAAUCAUGUUUUUAAAUGUUUUGGUUGAAUAAUUAGAAAAUACUGUAGGCUAAACAAUUUACUGAAGUGGGUUAUAUUUUCUAUUAUAGAGAUGACCUGGUAAAGUUAAUUUACUGUCUUCAGAACUGUCCACUUGAUACAAUUUGUGAGAUACUAAUGUUGAGAUGUUUUUAAAAAAUGCAACAAACCCCUCCCACACACUUUGCAUUCUUUUU